Messenger RNA from Rana temporaria (common frog), 1283 nucleotides. RefSeq lists its product as uncharacterized. The record is from RefSeq and is a predicted model, not a curated record. Bases 51 to 803 code for a protein of 250 amino acids. The transcript is spliced from 5 exons. NCBI's taxonomy places the organism in Eukaryota, Metazoa, Chordata, Amphibia, Anura, Ranidae.
GUUUACAUUGGUACCGUAAUCAUCAUACAUGCAGUGAAGACAUUACAGAGAUGUCUGUACUACAGCUAUAUGUUCUACUAUCAGUUCUUGCAGGAACAACUCACACUAAACUUUGUUAUUUUUGUUGGACGUAUGCAUAUCAGGCAAACCUCUGCAGAUGGGGACAAAUAAGCUGCGGAGAUGGAUUAUUGUGUUCAACCACAAUAUUUGAAUACUACCAAGAUUAUACCAAGGAGCGUACUUAUAUUUACGUUUUCAAUGACUGUAUUCCUCUGGAACAAUGUAAUCUGAUUGGAAGUUUCAGCUCUGGACAGGAAUCGACUUGGUUGGCUACCGCCUGCUGUGACACCGACUUUUGCACCCCGGAUGUACCUGCAAUAAUAAGGACAAGCUCUGAGCCCAAUGGAGUAACAUGUCCCGCCUGCGCUUCUCAUGAAACGCUUAAUUGUGAACCCGAUGGAUUUAUGGCGUGUCGAGGGGACGAGACCAACUGUGCUUUGAAAACCACAGAUUUCACAGCAUACUAUGCAGAGGAUUAUAUGUUCUACUACUGGUAUGGAAGCGGUGCAGCAGAAUAUUUUAACUACACGGGUAGAACACCAUUCUGGCUGCAGCAGAUUUCCUAUCGAGGUUGCGCCACUGAUAGCGUUUGUGAAUUUGGCACACAAUAUCUCGGUAAAUAUACUGUACAAGAGACCGUUCACUACCAAUGUACGGGUGGCACUGAAGAAAGUUCCAGCUACCCCACUGCUCUGAUCCUUUGUUGUAUUGCUCACAUUUUACUCUAUUUGUUUAUAUUUUAGAAAUUAAAUGACUAAUACAUUUUUUUAAAUAAAACCUUGAUUAUUAGGAUAUUUAAUUAUUUUUGAACUAUUUAUCUAAAAUGUAUCUGCAAUUCUAUUCAGUCUUUAUGUACACCCCUGCCAGACAGCACACCCAGAAAGGUGAAAUCACUUACUCUGUUAAGGAAGGCAGUGAUGUCACACCCCGCCCUCCAGCAUGCUGAUUGGACAAUGAAGGAGCAGAAGAAGACAACUCAAUAGCUCUCCUCCUGUCAACAGGUUUACUUUAUGUGCAUGCAGGAGAGCCUACUGGCUUCCUGUGCUGCCCCUUUUAGACAUGUACAGUUUGUUUCAUUCCAAACCCAUUUUUCGACUAAAUUUGUCAAAUUUCGUUAAUUCAUAAAUAUUCAAAUUAAUGAAGACCCGCUGAACAAAUCUUUCCGAAAACAAAAUGAAAACAUUUUGAAAAUUCUAAAUUUUAAAAAUUUGAAAUUUUAAAAA